CAUUUUCUACUGCUGCAAAAUUUUCUAUUAAUUUUAUAGCAAAGCAAGCAUUGUCUAUUUCAACUACUAUAUUACAAACAAAUGACAUGAUGAAUUUAUUUUUAACAACAAAUUCAACACCAACUAUGAUAUAUUUGUCCAUUUGUGUUAAAAAAGCAAUGCAAAAGAAAAAAGCUUAUGCUGAGACUAUUGGAGUUAUACAACAACAAGCUAAUUUAACUAAAAAAUUUUCUGAAUCAAAUAUUAUUAUUGAGAAAUCUUCUAUUAGAAUAUCUAAUUCUAUAAAAAAAGCUAAGAGAGGUCAGCUACCAAAAACUAAACAUUAUGAAUCAUUAUUAGAAAGUCAAUAG
Dentiscutata heterogama is the source of this 350-nucleotide messenger RNA. The record is from the annotation of a GenBank genome assembly. NCBI's taxonomy places the organism in Eukaryota, Fungi, Glomeromycota, Glomeromycetes, Diversisporales, Gigasporaceae.